AUGAUGAGAGGAACUAAGCGUUCGGCAAUCUCAGAACCUACUCCCCUUUUCAAUUCGAACGACACCUUCAUGCAGAGCAAGAAAGCAGUAAUGGGGUCUCAAUUUGCUGCCGACAAGGCAGAAACAUCUAUUCGGCAGCCGCCAUUGGAUGCGCAGAGAGCUGAAUCAUCAAGACGGCAUGUGAGAGCUCUCAAUACCCAGUUUGCGAGUUGGAUACAAAGUCAAUUACAAAACCAUCCAGAUGAGCUUUGGGAGGAUGGAGUGCAGGAUUACUUAAACCAUGCUAAAAGCAUUAUGGAGAAGUUUAGUGAUGUUGUUAAUUGGUUGAGAACAAAUACUGUGGAAGGAGGGGGUAUAGCCAAGGUUCCAUCUGAAGAUGCUCAGACUAAGCCUCUAUUCGGAAUUGACCAAAGCAGUCAUACAUUGUUUCCAGACAAGCCUGGUCCGACAUUGUUUUCGGACAAACCUAUGUUUCCUGCAGCCUCAACUGCAAGCUCUGGAACCCCAUGGAGACCUACUCUUCUCUUUAAUAAUAAUAGUACCCCUUUCACAUUUGGAGGAAGCCAGGUUUCAGUUCCUGGAAUUGGAAAUGCCAAUGUUGUUACUUCAAAUCAUGACACUUCAAAUGAACCUGAUGGAGAAGAUGAUAUUGAACAGCCCAGUAGUCCAUCUGUGAAAAAGAACCAAGAGGAGGGCAUUAUUGUUGUGCAUGAAGUAAAAUGCAAACUUUAUGUGAAGUCGAGUGAUCCAGCUGACGAAGGUGCUUGGAAAGAUAAAGGCACGGGCCAACUUAGUAUCAAGUGCAAGGAAGGCAUCAGUAAGGGCACAAAGGAAUCUAAACCAACCAUAGUUAUACGCAAUGAUGUGGGAAAGCUGCUGCUCAAUGCGUUGAUAUACCCAGGCAUCAAGACAAAUCUGCAAAAGAACUCAGUUGUUACAAUAUUUCAUACUUCGGAUGAUGGUGAUAACAAUGAAAAAGUCGUUGCUCGGACAUUUUUGAUGAGAACAAAAACCGAGGAGGACAGAGAUAAACUUGCUGCCGCCAUUCAGGAUUGCGCUCCUUCAAGCUGA
Molecule: messenger RNA, 1071 nt
Organism: Striga hermonthica
Lineage: Eukaryota; Viridiplantae; Streptophyta; Magnoliopsida; Lamiales; Orobanchaceae
Source: the annotation of a GenBank genome assembly